UAAGACGUGGAAAUCAUGGAAAAAUAUUUAGAAAAGAUAAAAAAGGGCAACAUUGUAUGCCGAGAAAAUAUCAUAGCACGGCUAUAUUCUUUAAUUGGUAUAACGAAUGAACCAAUGCCAGAAAGCAUAUUUGUUUACGGUCAUAUGGCUACUGGAAAAUCAUUAAUAAUACAAAAUCUACUCAAUCAUUUAAAAUAUAAUGUUAGUUACAUUAAUUGUAUAGAGCACUUAGGUAAUAAACAUAUAUAUAAUUAUGUCUUAGAUGAUUUAACUGCAUCUACAAAAAAAUCAGAUGGCGAUACACAAUCUAGACAUAGCUGUGACAAUAUUAUGGAUUUCAUACUCGCGCUUAGGAAAAUAUCUCGUAAUGAUAAACGUCCAAUUGUAUUGGUAUUUGAUAAAUGUCAUAAGAUAAGACACUUUGAUGUGACUUUUUUACCAGCAAUUGUAAGACUUAAAGAAUUAUCCGGUAUUAAUAUAUGUACAAUUUUGAUUAGCGAGAUUGUGUGGGAUAAGUUCAAUACUAAGAUAGGGAUAUUGAGGCCUAUAAAGAUCCAUUUUCCACAAUACACAAAAGAUGAAUUAGCUCAAUUGCUAUUAUUGGAUAAGCCAGUGAAUUAUGAUAUGGAUUUUUACAAGAAUUAUUUGAAUCUUUUUCUUUCUGUGUUUUUCCGAUUUUGUAGAGAUCUAAAUGAACUUCGACAUAUGGCCAAAAUAAAUUUUGCUAAAUAUGUUGAACCCAUAGAGAGUAAACGAAUUGAUCAGAAUAAUGUUGCUGCAUUAUGGCGAAAUAUUUCUCCAAUUUUGAAAUCUAAUUUGGAAAUUAUUUACCUUAGAGUUUCUACGGAUGAUUUUUUGCAACCCAAUCAUCAAAUGUCUCGGGAGAUCGAGUCGACGACAAAGCUAGCUUUGAGUUUCGAAUUACCGUUUUACGCAAAGUAUAUGUUAAUCGCAGCGUAUUUAGCUUCGUAUAAUCCAACAAAAUAUGACAAACAUAUUUUUAUGAAGCAGAGUAGUAAGAGAAAGAAAAAGAUACAGACAUUUAAGAAAACGACAAAAGUAAAUAUGCAAAAGAAAUCUCAAGUUUUCACUAUCUCGAGAUUGCUCGCGAUCUUCUGCGCUAUUCUUGAUGAAAAAGUAGACAUCAAUGCCAAUUUGCUCGCUCAAAUAUCCACCAUGUGUCAGCUUGGUCUAUUAUCUAUGAUUGGAGAUAAUAUCGUACACUUAGAUGAACCAAAAUUCAAAUGCUGUGCAAGUCAUGAUUUUAUUAUCGUCGUAGCUAAGACAGUUGGCUUUGAUAUAAGGAAUUAUUUAAGCACUAAUAUAGAUUAAAUUACUCUAUAUAAUUUAUUAUGUUUAUUUUUAGUUUAUAGUUUCAUAUGUGUGCUUGUUUGUAAAGCUUUGCCUUUGCCUGGUUUAAUGUCGAUUUCUUGACAGAUAAGCUUACAUAUUUUUUAUUUAUAUUAGAAUAAGAUUUUAUUUUUUUUUAUGUAUAUGUAACU
Molecule: messenger RNA, 1502 nt
Organism: Pogonomyrmex barbatus (red harvester ant)
Lineage: Eukaryota; Metazoa; Arthropoda; Insecta; Hymenoptera; Formicidae
Gene: Orc5
Product: origin recognition complex subunit 5
Biological process (GO): DNA replication initiation; DNA replication
Cellular component (GO): nuclear origin of replication recognition complex; nucleus
Molecular function (GO): DNA replication origin binding
Source: RefSeq, a predicted model, not a curated record